This is a messenger RNA of Oncorhynchus nerka (sockeye salmon), 2978 nucleotides long. RefSeq lists its product as uncharacterized. NCBI's taxonomy places the organism in Eukaryota, Metazoa, Chordata, Actinopteri, Salmoniformes, Salmonidae. Bases 610 to 2487 code for a protein of 625 amino acids. Gene Ontology annotation, biological process: regulation of transcription by RNA polymerase II. Gene Ontology annotation, cellular component: nucleus. The transcript is spliced from 7 exons. Gene Ontology annotation, molecular function: DNA-binding transcription factor activity, RNA polymerase II-specific. The record is from RefSeq and is a predicted model, not a curated record.
UGUAGAGUUAGAUAGUGGUGCGAUUUAUUUUCCACCCAUCUUUUCUGUGGCAUAAUGUGCAAUUCAUACUCCGACCUGUAAAAGACAGCAAGACAGUGUCAAUUCUGCCUGCCGGAAACUCACAGGAAGAAGUAAACUUAUGCUAGGACAAAAUUUGAAUAUUUACCUUACUGAGUCGUUGGAAUAAAGUUAUUUAUUAUUGUCUAUUCUAUUCUAACACACUGUUAUUUGUAAGCAAGUCUGCUUUGAGCUUGAAAGAUACUGAUCAGAGGAGAUUUUAUGUGUAAUGUAAUAAGGAGUACCGUAAUUCAAAGGUCAGCGCGCAUUCCCUUUUCAUUUAACCACACCCUUUAAGCUAUGACGCCAACAAAUAAGAUUCCUUUCUCUUCUGUGUAAACGGAAGUGAACAGGUGACUUAGAACCAUUUUCAAGCUAACGUUUUUAUUGUUAUUAUUUGGACGUUUAUUAACGCAAUGGAACCUUAAAAUAUGAUCCAUUUAACUGCACAGCAUCACAUACUUACCUCAUGUAGUCUUUAAUUCGCGUUGGAGAUAGGACUUGAUAUAUGUUAUCUAGGUAAUGCUAGCUAGCUGCAAAAGUUAGCAAACAAUGGCUAACUGUAUGGUUUUUCACACUCAAAUAGCCUCCAUCAUGGAGGUGCUAGCGAAUGCAGCAGUGGCAGAGAUCUGUAAAAUCGUAGACGACGACUAUGCAGUGAUUCGUUUGGAAAUUUCUCAAAGCCAGAAAGAAAACAGGGGAUUGCGGAGGAAGCUACAGCUAUUGGAACUAAAGGUGUCACGGGAGCGCGCAGAGAGGACAAUUCGAGAGCGCGUCCUCGCCAGUCGUCCCAGUAGUGUCAAGAUCCUCGACCGAUACAGAGGAAUGGAAAGAGGUGAAGGACAUCUUACUGGAGGCCACAGGGGCUUUGUGAAGCCAGCAGGACACAACUCGUGGAGAGAUGACCAACCCAUAUCUAUAGAUGAGGGUUGUGGAACCUCAACCCAGCAUGUUAUCGUAAUAGAGUCUGCAGAUGCAGAGGCUGCAGGUCCUGGAGAAUCGUCUCUCGUCAAGCAGGAGAGGACUGAAGGAGAUGACCCACGACACAGCAGAGACAUCCAGACUGGCGUAGUGGCUGGAGUGGUGCCCCCUUUAGCCACGGAGGACCCUGCUGCCCCGCCCCAGCCUAAGAACCGAUGCAGCAUCAUGGAGGAAGAGGGUCCAGAGGUGCUGCUGCUGAAGGAGGAGGGGUGUGAGGAGGGUCUGAGGAACCCUGAGGGGACCAUGGUCAUGGAGGACAACCAGACUCCACCUCCUCCUGAACCCACAGACGAACCAGCUGAGCAGCACAGGACCACACACAGUCUCACUGAGUCAGUAGACAUGGAGGAUGGGAAGCCUGAUCUGCUGCUGGUCAAAGAAGAGACAAUGAAGGACGGACCAGAGAGCAUUGACCUGCGGAGUGGACUAAAGAUGGGGGAGCAAGGUGGUUGGCUGGAGGCAAACAGAGGAGACUGGGUGGCCAUCUUGGAUUCCCCAACUCUGACCGGUGCAGCAAAGGGCCCAGGGGACAACGUCACUGAACAGGCCAGGACCAGAAGCGACAUAGUGGAGUCUGCAGUCAAUGAGGACUUGUUGAUAUCCAGUGUUGCAGGUGGGAGAGACUGGACCUCUGAGGUGGCUGGUCACAAACCCUGGCCCCGGAUCAGGAUCAUGGAUCAGGAGCCGCCACUCUUCCUUCCUGAGUCGGAUCCGCGACAGAGAAUCCACCACCACACAGAACACAACCAGUGGACAGGUGGACUGAACAAUCACAGUCCUGGUGGUCAUCAGAGAGACCGAGGCUCCAGUCAGGGAUCCAGUCUGCAGCCCAGACCCUUCUCUUCACAAUCUCAGUGCAGGGAUGAAGCAGGGCCUGGGGCUGAUAGAGAUGGACCCUCCUGUUCCUAUGAUACAAACACUGCAGUAUCCAUGAUGAACAGAGCAGGUCACCCUGAGCUUCAGCCUUCAGAGAGAGUGGUGGGAGACUCCCCUGAUGGGAAUCUAACAGGACAUAUGUCUUCUCUUUCAGGGUCUCGUCUAAUGCCUAGUGACUGGGUUCAUAAAAGGCCUGGACCUGGGUCUAGUCUUCCUCAGCUACCUCAUCGUUACCCUACCAACACAACACACAAUUCCAACAACACCCAAACAAUGGCUAGAGGUCAAGGAGAGAGCUCAAACACUAACCACAUGAGGGUGGUGGCUCCUACUUCUACCUCCUCUGGUGUCAUUGGGUCACAAUGUGGGAGGCUGAGUAUUAGGACGGAUGCCGACAAGCCAUACGCCUGCCCCACAUGUGGGAAGCGCUUCGCUCAGGCGAAUUAUGUGAAGAUGCAUCAGACUGUUCACACCAAGGAGAAGCCCUUCAAGUGCAAACUAUGUUACAAGAGCUUCUCCUUCCUGACUAACCUUACCAGACAUAGGAGUGUCCACAAUGGGGAGAAAUCAUAGCAGUGUGGUUUUAGAUGUACACAGAGGAUAUCUGGGAACUAUUCUUUAGCUGACAUAUUAUCGCUAUCUUGUGAAGUGUCUUGGGGUAAGUCCCUCAGUUCAGUGGCGACCCCAGACAUUUUUCAUAGGGGUGGCCAGAUGGGGCCACUGAAAAUAUUGGGUGGCAGACCAAAACCAAAAGCCUUAACUGAAUUUCAGGAAUUCUAUUAUGCUGUUGUAGUAUAUAGGCAAGUUGAAAACAAUGUCAAAAUGAGAGUUAAAGAAUCGCAUACGGAUAUACUUUGGUUUCUUAUUUUACAGUUAAUGUUACUAUUUAUCUGAUGUGCAUAGACUAAUACCGGUACAAUUAACAUUUUGAGUUCCACAACAAUCCUGUUUUAAUGUGUCAUGUAUCUGUAUAUACAUGUGUUUAGGCGAUUCAUUGUUCGUCAAAUAGGCUUGUUGUCCUUUUCCUUAAAAAGACAAAUAUAAAGCUUUAAUUUGAAGGAGUA